CUACGAUCUCAGAAAAGUAUGACGCCAGAAAGUACCAAGAUGAUCCUCUUUGUGAACCCCAAGGACGUCAAGUGGAACUAUCAGACGAUGGGGACGAGGUGCGCUAGCAUAUUUUUAUCCGUUCCUUUUCAUGAGGGUAAAGUACUGCUGUAACACUCAAUGAUAGCUGGAAAAUGAAAAUGAUCAAGGUCUCAAUAAUGUCACCGCUUGCCACCACCUCUCCAUUUACGAUCAUGAGAAUCGCACCCACGUCAAGGUACGGCGAUCACUAUGACCGGGAUGCGCGGACGUUUACUUGGGAAACGCAAAGAAGCGACUUAGGCAACCGCAAGCUGACGCUGAUUCGCGAUCUCUGCAACGACCGGCUGGCGCAAGUAUUGAUAGC
Messenger RNA from Amoebophrya sp. A25, 385 nucleotides. NCBI's taxonomy places the organism in Eukaryota, Dinophyceae, Syndiniales, Amoebophryaceae. The record is from the annotation of a GenBank genome assembly.